AUGAGAAACCCAAUCCAUGCACUCCUAUUUUUUGCACUGCCUUUUAUCCAAAGAGUAGCCAGCUGGUCAGAUGAACCACAUAUGCUCAUAGCUUACAUUGCGUACGAGAAUUUAGACGACCAUGAAAAGGCAACCGUAGAUCGAAUCUUUGCACACAGCCAUGAUAGAAAUUUUGAUAACAUCCUAAGUGCAGCAACAUGGCCAGACCACAUAAAGACACCGAACCCCAGAAGAUCCCAUGAGCCAUUCCCCUUUGAAAGACGCGAAAUUUUAGAUAUCUUUAACGACUGGCAUUAUGUAAAAACGCCUUACAAUCCCACGGAGCUGUAUUUACCUCCCAAGCAUUUAUAUGCCCAUAAGGGGAAGCAUACCGCAGCAGGAAUUUUAAAACACAUUUACAGGACUUUGGUCAGUAUUCAGAAGCAUCCCCAAUACGGUUCCUACUAUUCAUACAAUUUCUACUUAAAGUACUUCAUCCAUUUAUUUGGUGAUAUUCACCAACCACUACAUACACUUAAUUUUUUUAAUGAGCAUUUAAUGAAUGGAGACAAGGGAGGAAAUGACAUUAGUGUGACUUAUGGAGGCCUCGUUGGUAAUAUACAUCAGUUAUGCGAUAAUAUCUUUAACUCGAGAAGGAAAAGGUGGCCCAAUGUAGACGUACAGAAACUUAAGAGCGAUGCUAACAUGUUAAUGAAUUAUUUCCCUCCUCGCGUAUUUGGCAGGCAGCUCAGAAUUCUCAGAGACAAAAUUGCAUACAUAGACACCAUUGUGCACCAGUCCUACGAGUUGGGUCUCGAAUAUGUUUACAAUAAAUUACCCGUGGAUAAUUUAUCUAAAGAUAAAAUAUUUCCCGUUAGUAAAAUGUUUCUGACGCAACUGAAGGAUGUUCUCAACCGGCAGAUGGUUUUGGCUGGGUACAGGUUGGCGGAGUAUUUAAAGGACAUCCUGGAUAACGUUCCGAGCGAUUUGUAG
This is a messenger RNA of Plasmodium inui San Antonio 1, 972 nucleotides long. RefSeq lists its product as hypothetical. Gene Ontology annotation, molecular function: endonuclease activity; nucleic acid binding. The transcript has a single exon. The record is from RefSeq and is a predicted model, not a curated record. Lineage: Eukaryota; Apicomplexa; Aconoidasida; Haemosporida; Plasmodiidae. Bases 1 to 972 code for a protein of 323 amino acids. Gene Ontology annotation, biological process: DNA catabolic process.